AUGUUCGGUCCAGGAAUUGUUGUGAAUUUUGGAUAUUUCAAGGUUUUGGUUGGUGAAAAUGUGUGUGGUGAUUCUGUGAGUUACUUGGUUUCGACAUUGACGAGUUUAUUGGAGAGUUUUUGGGAGAAAAUUUGGUUGGUGGGAGCUGCAGAUAGUUGCGACACAUAUUUGAAGUUUGUAGGGCGGUUCUCGGGUGUGGAAAAGGCUUGGGAUCUUAGGAUUAUACUUGUUGCUUCUUACAAGAGUCCCAUUGGUGGUUUCGGCUUGAAAUCGAGUUCGAAGACGUCAGCAGAAGGAGAAAGAGAAAGAGCCUCAGAUAUGGGGUUUGGAGACUAG
This is a messenger RNA of Dovyalis caffra, 336 nucleotides long. The record is from the annotation of a GenBank genome assembly. Lineage: Eukaryota; Viridiplantae; Streptophyta; Magnoliopsida; Malpighiales; Salicaceae.